AUGGUCCUCAAGGAAGCCCAUCAACUUCACCCGUACGGCUGGGAGACCGGCCCGGAAGAAGAACGGUUCAAGGUUUCGACCCUCGAGUACCUAACCGCCUCCUGCUUCACACACUUUGCCAUAUACUUCCGUCUAGAGGACGCGGAUAAGCCUAGAGCGGCCGCUGUACUCAAGGAAGGUCUUGAGCGUACUCUCGCCCAGAUCGGCCAUCUUUGCGGCACCAUUGAAAAGGAUCCGGAGGGAGGCCACUCUUUCGUCAAGAAGCGAGACAGCACGACGCAGUUUAUCGUGCAGUGGCUCGAUGCGCCCGAGGAUGCAGACCAAUUCCCCUCGAUGGCCGAUAUUGAACAGUCGAGCUUUGCUGGCCUCACGCUCGGUGACUUCAAAUACUGGGGGCUCGAAGCGAUGACAUACGGCGAGCGCCCGGAAGCGCACCCGGACGCCUCUCCUGUCGUCUCGGCCUUUCUGGCCAACUUCGUCCGCGGCGGCCUCGUCUUCAUCACCCACAUGCACCAUUACGCCAACGAUGUGAUGGGCUGGACGGGGUUCAUCCAUCAGCUGGCGGAAAACUGCUACGCCAUAACCCACGAGACGCCGUUUCCACCCUGGGAUCCGGCCUGCAACGACCUCUCCAUCGUCUCCAAGCCCGAUCCUCCGCCGGAGCAGCAGGUCGACGGUCCCCCGGAGCCACAACUCCAUCCAGAGCAGAAACCAGGCCAGUGUCUCCUCUUCCACCUCCCAAAAAGCAAAGCCGAGGAGCUCAAAAAGCUCGCAACACCCCAAGACGGCACCUGGAUCUCGACCUACGACGCCUUCACCGCGUUUAUCUGGCGCACCACGACUCGGCUCCGCCAGCCCGUCUUCCAGAAGCCGCUCGACAGCCCCAUCUUCUGGUGCGAAGCCGUCGACAUGCGUCGCCGGAUGAAGAACCCCCCCGUCCACCCGCGCAUUCAGCACAACGUCCUCUCCGCGCCCCUGCCCGACCAAGUGCCCUUCCUGCCACUCACACACGGCGAUGUCAUCUCGGACAAGCCGCUGUGGGAGCUGGCGGCGCACAUUCGCCGGCUGACCAGCACUCAAACACAGGAGAAUCUCGACGCGGUGCUGACGGCCGUCUCGUUCGUGCGGGACAAGGCGGCCCUCAACCUACGCAUCAAUUCGAAACCGCCCAUGUCGAUUCUGACGACGGACCACCGGGCGGCUGCUGUGACCGAUGCGGACUUUGGCUUUGCGCGGCCGCUUUGCCACCGUCAUUUGCAGCGCGGUGUGGGUGUCACGGUUGGUGUGCACCUGGUGUAUCCGCCCAAAUUUGACGACAGUCCGGACUCUGACGAGGGGAAUAUGUUUGCGCUUAUGUAUGAGAAGGAGCUGGCGCGGGAUUUGAUUGAAGAUGAGGAGUUUGCCAGAUAUUUUGAGUUCAGGGGUGUUGAUAGCGAGUAG
Molecule: messenger RNA, 1440 nt
Organism: Aspergillus thermomutatus
Lineage: Eukaryota; Fungi; Ascomycota; Eurotiomycetes; Eurotiales; Aspergillaceae
Exons: 1
Coding region: 1-1440 (479 amino acids)
Source: RefSeq, a predicted model, not a curated record